AUGUUUGAUUAUAAAGCCAUCUGCACCGUUUCCACCGGUCUAAUUUUAGUGUCAACAUCCUUCAUUAUGGGUGUUUUCUACAACAAUUUAGCAUACGAUUAUGAAUUACUAUUCAACCCGGCCGUUACGCAAGAAGCUUUCGACAAUUCUCUAAAGCAUUAUCAACUUUUAAAUGAUGUUGGUCGUCCAUUGCUUUACAUUUUGGGAUUUGUCACUUUCUUAGGUUUGAUUGGUAACAUUGCAAGAGUUUACAAGCCAAAUCCAGAAUUACAAAUCUUCGAAUACUGUUCAUUAGGUUUAUUCGUUCUCGGUAUUUGCAUCUUCAUUACCAACAUCAAGACUGGUAUUGAAUGCUCCAUAACUCACAGCUGGGGUGAAGUCACCGAAAACCAAGGUUUAGCAGUCAUCGGUUCCUCGAAUAUUAUUCUCUUAAUCGUUUUCUUAGGUGUCUUGGUACUACAAGCCGGUCUAUGGUACAGUAAUUACGAUUAUGAAAACAGAUUAAAGGCAUUCUAUGCUGCAGAAUCCGCCAAGGCUCCAGCAACGAAGUCUACUCCUGCAAAGGAAAAGAAACAAAAGAAGGAAGCUAAAAAGACUAAAUGA
Molecule: messenger RNA, 603 nt
Organism: Kazachstania africana CBS 2517
Lineage: Eukaryota; Fungi; Ascomycota; Saccharomycetes; Saccharomycetales; Saccharomycetaceae
Gene: SHR3
Product: Shr3p
Exons: 1
Coding region: 1-603 (200 amino acids)
Biological process (GO): endoplasmic reticulum to Golgi vesicle-mediated transport
Cellular component (GO): endoplasmic reticulum membrane
Source: RefSeq, a predicted model, not a curated record